AUGCCGGGAGCAGCCACGCAUCCUGUUGGAGUGCCCUCACCGACUUCUCCAGAGAGUCCACAUGAAGUGAAUUCGGAAAGAGGAUCUGAGCCAUUUAAUUUUUACCAAAUUGCUUCCUCUCUCGGCUACCAUGUUGAAGCUAAGGAAUCCCUGUCCCAUCCUCAUGAGGACUCACCUAUUGUCAAUUCCCCCUUGAAUCCGUCUCAAAAUGAAUCUAGUAAGGACGCCGAUGCUGGUUUUUCACUCCCGGGCAGAUCUAAAGACCCACAGGAACACCAGAUUGUGUCAGAUGGUCCCGAUGCUGCGCUCAUCGCUAAGAUAUUGCGCGCCAACAAUAGAUUACUAUCCCUGCAGAACAAGGUUGCCUUGAAAAGAUCCGAGGUACAAGAGCUACGCACGGCCCUAAGGUUCAAAAGGGAAGAAGAAGCCGAUAUCAGAGCGGAGUUUAUUAGACAUGUUACCGUGGCACAAGGCACCUUGAGAAACGUCCAGCCCUUGCUUCAGAACAAUGAGGCUCUUCUUUCCGCCACUGGGAUAUACUCGGAUAUGGAAGCAGAAUACAACAGGGCAGAAAGUGAACUGGAACGGGAUGAGUACAUGCUUAUCAAGGCAAUGGAAGAAUUUGCCCGUUUAUCGCAGGAUCACCACUCCCUUCCAUCGCCCGAUGAGCCGCCCUUCAUUGAUCAUGAUAGUUUGGGUGAUGCGAUAUCGACUAUCAGCUCAGCUCCGGAAGAUCCUCCCGAUGUAGUGGAUUAUGUGUCCCGCGUAGCCGACGUACGCAUGACCCAGGAGCACCUGAUUGACCUAGACAGGGAGUGGCUCUUCAUACAGGAGAAGAAAGAGGAACGAGAGUCUAUGAAUAUACCCAUGGACGAUGAAUCUAUCGAGUUUCUUCGCACCUAUGAAGAAGAAAGGAGAGAGAUUUGCGAUGAAUUGUUCCAUUUGCAACUGGAUAUGAAUCAGCUACGGACAGUUUGUUUCGAAAAAGGGCAUCUGACACAUGAGUACAUCCAGGGCCGUGACUUUGUGUAUGAACUUUAUCCAGCUGCUCCUACCAACCAACUGGAGGAUCCGCUGAAGGUGUCUACGGAAGAGGAUACGUCCCCUUUUGAGCCUAUGGAAGAGAAGGUCAGCCAGACUAAGUUCGUCAACAAAUGGAUCCUCCACCGGCUUCGGCAGUCAACUGUCGAGAUUGGCCACCUCAAGUCCCUACCCGAGAUCAAAAGUCUAUGUGAUCAGGGUUAUGACGAUCGAAAGGUCAGUCAGCUGUCCCUGAAACAGUGGUUUGAGGACGAGACCACCAUAUCACCCCCGCCGCCACCAGCAACCAGUGAUAUGAGCGUUCAGGAGCCUGGAAGCGUUGUCAGGGAUACAAUUUCUGGGAGCCAUUCGGUUUGA
Aspergillus oryzae RIB40 is the source of this 1398-nucleotide messenger RNA. RefSeq lists its product as uncharacterized. The record is from RefSeq and is a predicted model, not a curated record. The transcript has a single exon. Lineage: Eukaryota; Fungi; Ascomycota; Eurotiomycetes; Eurotiales; Aspergillaceae. The coding region runs from base 1 to 1398 and encodes 465 amino acids.